AUGGCCGCGCCUGAGGAGGAUGAGUGGGAGUACGAAUACGACGAGAACGCGACAGAAGAUUUCUACAUCCCGCUCGAUUUGUCUAAUGUCCCUGCAGCGCAAAUACCCAUGGUCUCGCAGGGUAGACCAGGUCAUCCGACUCUGCUCAAGAGCCGAUUGCGCGCACUGAAUGCCGCUCGAGCUCAACCAGCCGAGUUCGCCGCCGACAGCAACGAUGGACAAGAGACGGCAACCAUGGGCGAAGUCCAAAUAAUUGGCCUACAUACGCCAAACCCACUGGUCAUGUACAACGGCCAGUUGCUGAGUUGCCAUUGGACGUCGACUGUCGGAACCGACAUGUUCUUCGUGAAGCCGAAUGCGAACUCUUCCACCCAGUCAGAAACACUGCGAUCUCUACCGUCGGUUGACUUAUUGGCUCUGGGUUCCGCAAAGCUGGUAGCCAAAGUUGGACGUCUGCGACCGCGCGAGGAUCUCUUCAGCGACGCUAGUAGUACACAACAGGCAACAGAGGUUGCGCCUGCUCCAGACGGCAACCAGGGCGCUACAACGAGCCCAAACAACAUGUCAGACGCACUCCCUUCCGGCAACAAAGAGGCCUCAUCUGCUUCGUCGAGCUUCCUUGACAGGUUGAAUGAUGCCAAAGCAAAGAGAGGAGAGAAGUCGCGCCUGGCCAUCUCGAAGACGUCAGAGGGCUCGCGUCUAGUGGCAGAAAAGGUAACGACUGGCUCUGUCAAUGCAAUAACUGGCACUUCGCAGGAACAAAGCGACUCGGUCAUGGGCGGUACGUGA
This is a messenger RNA of Alternaria ventricosa, 789 nucleotides long. RefSeq lists its product as uncharacterized. Lineage: Eukaryota; Fungi; Ascomycota; Dothideomycetes; Pleosporales; Pleosporaceae. The record is from RefSeq and is a predicted model, not a curated record. Bases 1 to 789 code for a protein of 262 amino acids. The transcript has a single exon.